AUGACUACCACAUCGAUGAUUCAACCAAAGUUCCUUUCGAAAGGCGACCAACUUGGUGUUGUCGCUGUUGGGUUCUCUGGUGGUCAGUGUAAACCAGGAGUUGAUGCCGCCCCUUCAGCACUCAUAAAAAGUGGACUUCUCACUCAACUCGAGGAAGAAUUAGGAUACAAGCUUCAUCAUGAUAACACCGUCCAUUCUUACAAGGAAUUGAUCCCUUCCGAGGACCCGGAUCAUCGAAACAUGAAGAACCCCCGCGGAGUCUCUGCCGUCACACAAAAACUCUCCGAGCAAGUCUACGAGCAUGCCAAGGAAGGUCGUUGCGUUUUGACUCUCGGAGGUGAUCAUUCUAUCGCCAUCGGUUCAGUAUCCGGAAUUGCGAAAGCAAUUCGUGAACGAUUAGGAAGAGAAAUGGCAUUGAUCUGGGUUGACGCACAUGCCGAUAUCAACACACCAGAAACCUCCGACUCUGGAAAUGUCCACGGAAUGCCAGUCGCAUUCUUGACACGACUUGCCCAAGAAGAGAAGCCUGAUAUCUUUGGAUGGUUAAAGGAUGAACAUAUGGUCAGUGUAAAGAAGAUUGUUUACAUCGGAUUGAGAGAUGUGGAUCGAGGAGAGAAGAAGAUCCUCCGCGAGAAUGGUAUCAAGGCAUUCAGCAUGCACGAUAUUGAUAGACACGGUAUUGGCAAAGUCAUGGAAAUGGCACUCGGUCACAUCGGCAACGAUACCCCAAUCCAUCUCUCCUUCGAUGUCGACGCUCUCGACCCCACAUACGCCCCUUCCACUGGCACACCUGUUCGUGGAGGUUUGACCCUGAGAGAAGGAGAUUACAUCGCGGAAUGCGUACACGAGACCGGUUCUCUGAUCGCAAUGGAUUUGGUAGAAGUCAACCCUACACUUGAACCUGGUAUCAAUGAUGUUGGAGCACAUGAGACCGUUCGAGCUGGAUGCUCUUUGGUCAGAUGCGCUUUGGGUGAGAGUUUGCUAUGA
Molecule: messenger RNA, 987 nt
Organism: Sclerotinia borealis F-4128
Lineage: Eukaryota; Fungi; Ascomycota; Leotiomycetes; Helotiales; Sclerotiniaceae
Source: the annotation of a GenBank genome assembly